Molecule: messenger RNA, 8192 nt
Organism: Wyeomyia smithii (pitcher-plant mosquito)
Lineage: Eukaryota; Metazoa; Arthropoda; Insecta; Diptera; Culicidae
Gene: wake
Exons: 17
Coding region: 1331-6766 (1811 amino acids)
Biological process (GO): signal transduction; establishment of mitotic spindle orientation; regulation of establishment of bipolar cell polarity
Cellular component (GO): spindle
Molecular function (GO): protein binding
Source: RefSeq, a predicted model, not a curated record
UCCUGAACCUGUGUGGUCGUGCGGAGCCCAGUCUACCGUUUUAUUGAGUUCGUUAUUUUCACACCAGAAAUUAUGUGCGAGAUUUGACACCUUAACGUAAAUAUUGCACGAGAACGAUUUGGGCUGCUGGAGUAGUUGGCGUGUAAUCAAGUUAUGUUGCCGGAACAGGUACCGGGCGGUGCUCCCUUGGUGGUUAUGAAGCAAUCUGUGUAAUUGCCUGCUUGGAAUCUAGAGGAAACAUGCUAUCGUGACUUGUUUCUAGCUAGAGUAGCAGGAAAAGUGGCCUUGACGGCGUAACCGGAAAUAUGCUUGCAAGAUUCGGAACUGUUUAAGGCGCGUGUGUUCCUUUUUUUUGGUGCGUAAAUUUUUGCGUAGUGUAUGCACACAAUUGAGAAAAAAAUACGGUGCAAUUAUGUGGAAAAUUAAAUGAGAAUGAUAUGGUGAAUAUCACGCGUUGAUCUUUGCGAUGCUGUCGGAUAAAGAAACGAUACUUUCGAGGUGAUAAAGCUAGCAUGCGAAUGCUCAUACUGUUAUGUUUGUAAAUCGCUUUUGGAAUGCGAAUUGAACGAAUCAAAGGGAUAAGGAAUAUUUCAAAGACGCGUUUACACCGAGUUCUUCUAAUAAGUGAUAGCGUACGUCCGACCGACUGAACGAACCCAUGCACUCCUGAACUCAGUAUUGCCACUGUAUCUUCCACGAAAAAUAUGCGACUGGUGUGCCAUUAUUGCGAUGGUUUUCGAAAGUACAUCUUAAUUAUAACCAUCAGUGUUUGAAUCCAGUGUGCGAUUGCUGUAAUGACAGCUGCAGGCAUGCAUUAAUAAGAACAACAUUAUGGCAACACUAAGAGGCGCAUACAUUUCAAGUGUUGUGGGUUUUUGCCGUGCUUCCCGCUUGGCAUUGGUACUUCAUUAUUGAUUGAAUGAAGAUGCGUUUACUAUACAUCAUGAAACGAAAAAGCACAGUUGAUAUUGAAGAAAAUCCGCUUAUCGGAUCGAAUGUACAAACUACAGCAGUGCUCUCUGAUGGAACAAUUGCGCAGGUUUUAAUUGGACGAACUGAUCCAGAUAAUUUGUGCCGUUAAGCGUCCAACCGCGCAAAGAUCAAACGGAUUAUCUCCCUUAUCUCGGAGACCGAUUUGUGAUUGUGACCAGACCAGGCAGGGAAGGUGAAUUCUCUGGGUGCUUGCGUGCGUGGCAACAGUGGUGCCACGCCGUCCUCUUCCUACCACAUUCCUGGCGGCGGCGGAGGAACUGCCCACGCUGCUGACAUUGGGGCCACUGGAGUAGCCGCUGCCGCCGCCGCCGUAACCGCUACCACAGCACUCCCCACCAUGGAAGACAUUCCUCCACCGCCACGCAAAAGCUCCCUCAGCAUCGACCGAGCGGCGUUUCUGUUGCUGCGAGUCAAAAAGGCCUUCAAGAAGAAGCGUCAACAACGGAAGGAUAAACUAACCCUGCACAACAUCAACGAACCCACCAGCGGAAAUCGCCCCCUGUAUGGGGGGUCACGUCCUACUGAGAAGAAAGCUCGCCUCUCUCGCUCACUGACUCUGCCGCUAUUCAAUUUUCCCGGCGCCAACGCCUUUGUCGGUCGACUGCAACAACCAACUCAGCCGCUGGAGGCCUAUAAAACUUCUUCUAAUAACUUUCUCUAUGAGGCCAAGUUCACCAGCACCACACCCAUCAGCGGAAAUAGUCCCAAAAUCCUGCUGACCACAGAUGACACCUCCUUCGACUAUCGACGAAAGUCAUCAGGGGGUAGUGGAUUGUUUACUCCCAGCGGUGGAGCCCCGACCGUUGCUCCAAGCGAACCACAUAUUUAUGACUUCGAUGAGAAGCGUUCCAGUGGAGACGGUUCUGUUGUUAUCAGCAUAACAUCCCCAACCGCAUUUCAAAUACCGUCGUCCAAAUCUUUCGGGGUUACAUCAUUCAACUUUGUUAGCUUACAAAACGCAGCAAAUACUGCAACAACUGCUUAUAGUUUCGGAAACAGCGGCUAUACAUCAGGUGAAAGCAGUCACAUAGGAGGCGGUAGCGUGUCAAGUAACAAAUACAACGGUUGUAACACUAAACGAGGAAGUGAUGUGACAGCAUACGGAUCUGCCGCCUCAGCGCAGCUCAUUAGCAAUAGUACUAACAGUGCCAUCUACCGGCUGGCACGGAUCAUCAAUCAAACAACGAAAACCAGCGGUACUCCGGAGAGUCAAGGGAGCGGAUAUCCUCUAGCCUCACCAGGAUUACUAAGUCUUCAUCAUCAGGCGAAAGGUGACUCGUCUCGAAGGUUAUCGUGGGAGAGACGCGACAAAGGCUGCAAACCGAUUCCUCGCUCAUCCAGUAUCGAUUCCAUGGUAGAUGCAGUUUGGAACGAAUUCCCUAGCACCGGUGCAGAAGGCGGACGCAACUCCGUUUCAAACCAAUCAUCGCAGUCAACGACGAACGUUGCCUCCAGUUUAAAUGUUUUCCUGAGCUCGAACCGGCGUGAAAGCGUUCUCAGUCCAUCGUCUAACCGACGGUCUAAGCAUCAGCGUGGCAUUUCCGAAAUCAGUUUACCGGAUGUGGUAACCCGAUCGCUAUCGAACGUUGGUCUCCCGGACUGCAGUGCUAUCUGUCCACCUGCUGGCAAACGAGACGAAGAAAAUGAUUUUUCCAGCCCGACGAAUUCACACUACGCCAGCAGCACACUAGACGUUGCCACGAUAGAAUCCACGCUCUCUUCUGCAACUCCAUCCGCGCUGUCCGUGCCAGCGGAGAUAAGUCACGAGGAUGAACGUUCCCGCAACUUGAGCCGAAUGACCAGUGCCAGCUCCCCAAAUCUAAGCUCGGUUCCGGCGAAAAAAAUGGAAUAUCUGUUGCCCCACCAGCAGCAUCCACCAGGAUCGCAGCCAACAGUGCCCCCGAGCAAACGACAAAUCCCUCCGAAAAUUAUCAAGAAAACUCGCCAUCUAUCAACUAGCUCCGCAGAUGACGAGGUCAACUCUAGCAGCCCCAAAACUGCGACCCACCGAAUCGGAAGCCUCAUCGAAACGAAUAACAACAAUAAUGGAAAUCAUAAUUUUAUCAACGGUGUCGGAACUACCAUCGAUGUACUCGCGAGCACCAACAAAUUGGUGGGUGAGCGCACCGCAGGUUCAAAUUUUCAGAAUCAUCCCUACUGGCGGCACAAAAUUACCAAAAAGCAGCACAAAAUGGCCCAUGCGCAGUUGGAUAGACUAACGCAAAUAAAUAUUCAUUUGCAUGCCCUAUUUGCUGCAGUCGAACAUGGCCACCUGGAAAAGGCCCGUACGAUUCUUGAAAGCACAGAUGUGGAUGUUAAUAGCCUGAAUAGCGACGGUCUGUCUCCCCUCGAUGUGGCCGUCCUGAGCAACAACCGAUCUAUGACGAAGAUGCUACUACAGCAAGGUGCCAUCGAGAAUGCCCAUACGAUCCAAGCGGCCAACAACAACGUCGGGUUGCACCUGAACAAUCUUUUGUGCGAGGCCGAAACCACCAUUCACGAGCUGGGAAACUUCGACGGAAGCCAACCGGGUCACCAACAUCAGAGUAGCGGUGGCAUCGGCGGAGUAGCGGGCAAGACAACCUUCUCGAAUAUUAUCGCCCUUAAUUACAUGGUGGUCAAUAUUCAGAACUGUGGAAGUGGCGGACCCUCGGUAACGAGCUGUACUGGUAGUGAUGUCGACAAACAGGUCGGCCUUUGGGAGCGUCGAGUGAAAGGUCUUCGGCGGAUGAUACUAGGGUGGGACCAGACGAAACCACCCGAUUUACCUAAUCGAAUAGAGAUUGAUGUAACCGGAUGCAGCUCAGUUAGUCUGAGUUUGUAUGAACCACUUGAAGGUGCCAUAUCAACCAAGUUCAAAGUGCAAUGGUCAUCUCGUUCAGACUUCAGCAACAUAGUUGGUGAGCGGGAAAUCAAUGAGUGGACCAGUUUCCACGGCUGUAUGGGUGCAGUAUGCAAUCUGAACGAACUGAUACAAGGUCGACGAUACUUCUUCCGUGCUUCUGCCGGCAACAUCAAAGGCUGGGGUUCCUAUAAACUGUCCACACCAAACUGCGUCGUACCGUCCAGCUGGCGGGACAUAGGAUGUAGAGAAAACCGUUUUGCCGGUAAGCAACGCAAUUUGGACGACUUGUUUAAUGCUGUUCGGCUAGCUCGGCCCGAUGAUGCAUCCGAGAUUGCACUAGAUGCGGUGGUACCAACAAAACGACCCAUCAAGAAGAAGACCACAAUCAAGCAGCUCUUUUCGGCGGCGUCCAAGUUCCACAAAAAUUUGAAAAGGGGCAUCUACCUGGCGUGUAUUCUCUACCACGAAGACAAACUGCUGCUCACAAACGAAGACUUUGUACCGGUGAUAGAAAUUGACGAAACAUUUACUAGUAACCUGCAUACUGAUUUCUAUUGGAUGAUGAAGGUCGCUUGCACCUGGGACGAUGUGAAGCUGCUGCGAAUGGACAUGGAACGGAACGCUUCCUCUGCGAUUCACUUUCGAACCAAGCUGCUGUCAGCCGCUUGCCAGAUGCAAGCCGCCCUUUCCAUUACGGACCUAGGUCAAUUAUAUUACAAACCGCUGCGAGACGUGCACGGAACCGUGGUGCUAUCCUGUGUUAAUUGUAUAAAGCGCCCUAAAAGUAUAUCAGUACUGAACUCACGUUGGAUACCGCUGAAUAAAAUUCACAAGAAGCUAGCCAUUUCGAGUGAAGAUAGUAGCAUCAACGAAUUGCUAAUGAACUCGAUUCAAGACCAGAUCAACUAUCACCAGGUGUCCAACAUUCGCCUGCCACGCGGCCUUUAUGUUGGCUAUCUCAAGAUGCAAAGCUCUGUGGAGGUCAUCCAGGUGGUGGUUCCUGUGAAAGCGCCAAACGUGCUGCCGCACUGCAAAAUUCGCGAUAAUCCUCAUGUAUCAGCGGAAGAAUGGGAGCUCAUCAAACAGCACAAACCGUCCAGUUUGCUGGAGUUUCGACCGAAGAAUCAAGGGCCGACUGAAGUUCAGCUGCAUUUUCUAGAAAUACUAACCAAAGCUGUACACAAUCUGUUCCAGUACAUGGAUAUAUCGGUAGACGUGGCAGUCGCCCAUCGACUGUACGAUGUAGAAGUUAUCGAAGUAAAUCAAGACGUAAGUUUUCUAAUCGUUUGCCCACCAGCGGAAAGCAGCUGCGCAGUACCUGGUCAAAAGGACAUUCUCUUGCAACGAGGUGAUCUGUUCUCAAUGCCAAUUCAGGCCUUUGAGAUGAUUCAUUUGAAGACCUAUCAGAGUAACAUUGUGCAAAAAUACUCGAGAUUAUCCUGCAUUCUCGAGUUGGAUACCAUGAUGGCGAACCAUUUGCAUAGGGAAGCAUUUAGCACGUUAGAGCUGCAAAAGGCAAAAGAUCGGUUAGCAAAGUUACAUGAUUUAUCAACUGGAUUGAACACGAUUUGGAAAGCCGUAAGAUGGCUAAUGGAUGUGAUAAGUUAUGCGAGAGAUCGAGCCAAUAUGCCAGAACUAAAUAUGAAACAAAUCCUAGAUUACAAAAGCACAUACUUUGGGAAAAAAGUUUCAACAAUCGUCGACAAAAAAGGCAGCAGCGAACCAAAACUUUUACAACCACCAGGUUGUGCACCCAUCUUCCACAAAAGUAGCCCAGGCCGAGGAUCCUGGCCUGGACCAACAGCAGAAAACUCUUCAAGUCACAAUGGCCUGCUAGGUGCAGAAUACUCUAAGUCUGAGCAGCUGCUGAAGUACAAUAGUCAACGCUUCCUAGAUGUCAGUAACGCCAAUUCACGGAAAAACAGUGCUGACUCAGCCUACUCAAACUCAUCUAACAGCUUCUAUUCAGUAACAGGAGUUGAACCGGAAAAGGAGUUUGUUGUUCCACGUUUGCCACCUUCCCGUUCAGAGGACACAUUGAACAUCGAAAAAAAGAAAACUUCCGAACAAUCCAAUAACAGCAACAAGAAACGACCGCCAACAAUGUAUUCUAGCUAUUCUGCAACUUCUAGUCCGUUACUCAAUGUUCGAGCUCCAUUUACAGCUACGAUUGCUACCGUAUCCAAACCAGCAACCAACGAAGACAUGGAAAAUCAAACCGCCCAACUGCCGCUAUCGAAAGUAGUAAGCAAAAAACCUCGCGAGCAGGCUCUUAAAACUCUCAACCAAAUCGAGCCCGAUUACGAGCCGAUAGUUACAACCUACUUGAAGCCGACGUUGACCGCGUUACAAAAUGAGGCGAAAGGCUACCAAACCGCUCUCCAUAUAGCUGAGGAACCUGCUAAACACCUUCAGCAACUUCCACCGGACGUUCUGGAUCACCGAACGGCACCCGAACUAACCAUUCCCGACCUUGCGCAAUCUCAUCAACGACGUUCUAUUCCACCUGCUAUUUCCGAGUCUACGAGUACCAAGACAGCCAAAGCCUCGGACUCUGGUAGCACGGCACCUUUAACUACAAGCAUCGUUCAAGUAUACGCUGCCUAUGAAACGGGACUUCCGAGUGGUACCUCGUUGAAGUUACGGGUCACGCAGAAAACAUCCGCCAGAGAAGUUAUUGAUCUUGUGGUCAAACAGUUAAAUAUGGCGGUCGUCUUAAAGGGCAAAGAAGGUCCCAUAUAUGCCGCUGACAAGCUGGAGAAUUUCUGUCUUGUCGCUGUAAUCGGUGCCAGGGAACGCUGCCUACGUGACGAUUUUCGGCCUCUUCAACUGCAGAAUCCCUGGGAAAAAGGUCGCCUAUAUGUACGCCAAAAGCAUGAUUUGUUGGCAGCAAUCGAACAUUCCAACCGUGAUACGGCUGAAAUAUAGUUAAAAUGUAUGUUAGUAAGUGUUUUCUGUAAAUUAGAAACUUUCUCUUUCUUAGUACUGCAUAGAUAUAGACAUAAUCAAACAUAAAAUGAGACAACAAUGAAAGACACCGAUGUGAUAGAUUCUGUUUCGUAAAAUGAAGGUCUUCUAGUGCAAAUUUCUAGCUCUCUGUAUUUUAGAAAAGUGGUUAACGAUUGAUAGAAGAUUUGUAAUUUUUUUCUGUAAAAGAAAAAAGACUAAAACAUUUCAAAACUUUGGGGGAUGAUACUAUACCGAUUUUAAACAAUGCUCAUUGGAAACUUGUUUUUAGUAUACUACUAACCAGGCUAAAGAAGGUUUUUCAAUUUUUCGCAGCAAAGCACUUAUUAUUACCGCUGUACGAUAAAGUAAGAAUGAUUUUCAGUAGAUAAAAUAGGUCGAAAUUUUAGGAAAAUUUUAAAAAUGGUUAUAGCAUUGGUUUUACAAUUAAACAUUGAGAAUUAAGUUCAGAAAUAGUUUCCCUCAGAUACAGGUCGCUGUGACAAAUUGUUCGUCAAAAAAUGUUGGUGCAUAUGUUACUUUUAUUUUUUUCUAUGCUAUCACAUGCCAUACGCAAGAGUUAAUCUGGAAUUGUUAUGGUUCAAUUCGGAAAUUAGAUACAAUGUAGUAUGACUAGUUGUAAAAUAGUAUGAUUUUAAUAAUAACAUCCAAGAUGCGACCCGAAAAAAAGUAUGAAAUGUUUUCAAUGUAUCUUGAUGAUAGGUAUGUAAAGCUUAAAUGAAAUUGAAACUGUUAUUUAUAUGAUAGAAAAAGGUCCUAUAGCAAAUAUGACUGUUGUUAUACUAAUGAAAACAGUAAUAUAAACCAUUUUAGACGCAUGAAUAUGAACUGGAGUGGAAAAAAAAUGGUAAAGGAGAGUAGUCAUCUGACAUGGGCACAUACAUUGUAUUUUUUGUUGUUACCUUGAAUCAAACUCUUAUAUGAUAAACAAUAAAUCAAAAAAAGUCUUAUAUGCGCCACAGCAACAACAAAUUUUACCACUGGUUUGAGACUCGCAACGAGCUUAUCCCGUUACAAAACGAUAACAUUAAUUCUAUUUUGUACUGAAAGCUUUCCCAUUAAAAAAAAAACAGAACGGCUUUUACACGCAUAUUUCAGUGUGUAAGCUCUUUUGGAUAUUUCCUUCGAUCAUACUAGGGCCUACCAACUAAAUAACUAUCGCAGUAAGAGAGCGUUACAAGUAACAGAUGAUCAUGUAAAUAAACCGAUAUUUUAACUAGUAAGAAUCAAAUCAAAUCAAUAUACGAAAGGCUACAGCUACAGGACCUAGAUGGAUAUUACACACCAAUCACGUAACCACAAGCAGAAAUCCCAAUAAGAGGAUGCAAAAUAAAAAUCUAUAGGAUUGCACAAAGAUUCUCUAAUACAUGUUGAACUAAAAUUAUUA